CCUCCCCGUCGCGUCGCCCAUCAUCGCCGCUCUCCCAUUCGCCGGGACGCUCCUCUGUGGGCUAUGCAAAUGUGCUCGGGCACGCGUCGCUUUAUUCCGAAGCCCACCACCACCAGCAGCAGCAUCAGCAGCAGCAGCAUCAUCAGCAGCAGCAUCAUCAUCAGCAGCAUCAUCAUCAGCAGGGUUUUGUGCCGUCGCUUGCCGAGCCGCAACAUUAUCGUGCUAUCGGGUUGCCACGUGUAAAACUCAGCCUCUUCCUUCCCCAGACUCUUUCCAUGUUCACGCCUCUGCCCGCAGCCUGUGCGAGGCAGCCUCUUCUCUCGUCACAGCAGACACACUUGGCAGGCAGGCAGGCAGAGGAACACCCCGCAGACAACGAGAGACGCGAACACCGCCAGACCACUGCGUGCAGGACAGGGAAAAGUAACUGUAGACACUGGCACAGAGAUAUCGAUACGUAGCGCAGACAACGAGAUAGACGCGUGGGGAUACAUGAGAGACGGUGGGGGGGGGGGAGCGAGAGAGACAAAAUACAGAGAGACAGGUGGCGGUGGCUAGGAGGGACGCCGAGAGAGGGAGACUGCGGGACACGCUGAACAGCGCUACGGGAAGGAGGAGGAAGAGUUUGUUUGUGUUGACUCCAGAGGAGUUUGUUUGUGUUGACUCAAGAGGAGGCGACUUGUCUGGGGGGUACACACGGAACACGCACGGUGGUGGUGGUUGGGGUGUACGCCGACCCUGCAACCCGCACCGAGACGACUCCCGGGCCCACCGACAAACCCAGCAGGCAGCAGCAGGAGCAGCAGCAGGAGCAGCAGCAGCGCUGUGGUGCCGCUGUUGUUGUAGUGGCUGUGUUGUGUCCGCUCGGCCGUCUCCACCACCGCCGCCACACACUCCCUUGCUCUCUGCGCGGUUUGUGACAUUUCCUCGCCUCCACUAGAGACGACGACCACCAGCCGCUACUGGCGGCUGUGACAGCAGCAACAACAACAGCAACAACAAGAGCAGCAACAACAGCAGCAGCAACAACAACAUCAACAACAACAGCAACAACAUCAGCAGCAACAAAAACAACAACAGCAACAAAAACAACAACAGCAACAACAACAGCAGCAGCAGCAUCGUGAGUGGGAGGCUGCUUGCGCGCACUUGUGAGUGUUCACAGAGCCGACUUGCCAGCGACGUCGUGGACAUGUCGGGGGACAUGUUCCUCGCCAAGAAGGCGGCGGCGAGUUUGCAGUUCCACAACGCGGAGAACGACGCGAGGAUCAGCCGCGGCAAGAGCACGGACUGGCAAGGUCUCUACUCCACCAUCAGGGAGAGGAACGCGGUGAUGUUCAACAGCGAGAUGAUGGCCGACGUGCACUUUGUGGUGGGGCCGCCCGGAGCCACCAAGCGCAUCCCCGCACACAAGUACGUGCUGGCGGUGGGCAGCUCGGUGUUCUACGCCAUGUUCUACGGCGGCCUCGCCGAGACCGGCCACGAGGUUCACAUCCCCGACGUGGAGCCGACGGCGUUCCUCGUGCUGCUCCGGUACCUCUACUGCGACGAGAUGGAGCUGGACGCCGACACGGCGCUGGCCACGCUGUACGCCGCCAAGAAGUACCUGGUGCCGGACCUCGCGCGGGCGUGCGUGGCCUUCCUGGAGACGGAGCUGAGCGCCGCCAACGCGUGCACGCUGCUGUCGCAGGGCCGCCUCUUCGGCGAGCCGGAGCUGACGCAGCACUGCUGGGAGGUGGUGGACGCGCAGGCCGAGCUGGCGCUGCGCUCCGAGGCGUUCCGCGAGCUCGACGAGGCCACGCUGGCCAGCGUCGUGGCUCGCGACACCCUCAACGCGGCCGAGGCCACCGUCUUCGAGGCCGCCCUCGGCUGGGCCGAGGCCGAGUGCGCCCGCCGGGGCCUGGCUCCCACGCCCGCCGGGCGGCGCCGCGCGCUGGGCGAGACCCUGCACCUGCUGCGGGUGCCCGCGAUGGGCGUGGAGGAGUUCGCCGACGUGGUGGCCCAGUCGGGGCUGCUCACGCCCACCGAGGUGAACGCCGUCUUCCUCUGGCACACGGCGCGCUUCAAGCCCUCGCUGCCCUUCCCCACGGAGGGCCGGGCGGGGCUGCCGCCGCGCCGCUGCCACCGCUUCCAGAGCUGCGCCUACCGCGGCAACCAGUGGCGCUACCGGGGCCGCUGCGACUCGAUCCAGUUCGCCGUCGACCAGCGCGUCUUCCUGUCGGGCCUCGGGCUCUACGGCUCGAGCGGCAAGCGCGCCGAGUACGGCGUCGGCCUGGAGCUCAAGCGGCAGGGCGGCGGGCUGCUGGCGCAGCGGCAGGCCGCCUUCUGCUCCGACGGCUCGUCGUCCACCUUCCCCGUCUGGUUCGAGCACCCCGUGCGGAUCGAGCCCGACGCGUUCUACACGGUGAGCGUCGUGCUGGAGGGGAGCGAACUGAGCUACUUCGGGCAGGAGGGCCUCACGGAGGUGACGUGCGGGAACGUCACCUUCCAGUUCCAGUGCUCGUCGGACAGCACGAACGGCACAGGCGUGCAGGGCGGACAGAUCCCCGAGCUCAUCUUCUACUGCUGAGGCGGACCGGGGCGUCGAGCGGAGGUCGUCAAGCGUCUCCGACGUCGGGAGUCGACGCUUUUUGUACUUCCCCCCGGAUCCGAGGCGACGUUAGUCACACGGCUGUAAUGGUGUACGGGAAUGUAGAAGUGAGCCAAAUGUCCUCGGAUGAUGAUGAUGAUGAUGAUAAUCUCGUCGAGUGAAAAACUACCGUGCUCAAAACGUGUGUUGAAAGUUAUAAUAGGCGUGUCGAGAGAAGAUUGAAUGGUUUCAUGAAAGAUUAUGGAGAUGAAGAAACUAGAUCAUUCCUGUGCGUAAAUCACUGCGUAAACAGCGCGCGAUGAUAGACUUAGCAAUUUACACUGGCCUCGUGCACGUGUCUGUGCCUCUGGAGAUGUCACGCCAUCGUUACUGGAAGAGAAUCCUUAUUUCAGCUGAAAAAUAAAUAAAAUGCCCUGUUGGGCGAAGUAAACACAAUUAUACAUAUAUAUUGUCUUGUUCUUACUGAGCACAUCGGAUUAGCAUUUCAAUCCUUGCAGUGGGUGCCGGGAUCGCGGAAAUAUCACGGCGCAGCACUCCUGCGACCAGAGGAGAUUGUCGGAAUCGCUGCUUUGCCUGUUACCAAUUGUGGCGAAUGCAUAAGUCCACUUUCACGAACGCGUUUAAAUGCUCUCAUUUAUGUUUGCAUCAUAAUGGCAUUCAUGAACUGCGUAGGAUAAGGUAAUAGAAAAUGUAUAAUUCUCUAAGUUUGCAUUUUUUUUUGCUUUCUUAGCAGUCUGCAGUAUACAUUUCUAAUUAUCCCAUUAGUGCAUUGAUCACAACUUUGUAUUAAUUGGUAAAGUCAUCAUUACAUUUGAUUCGGUGUAUUGGCAAAAAUAUUCUGAUUUGGUUCCUCCUGAAAAUAAUUUCAAUGAAGGUACUGUUACAUUUGUAUUUAAAGCUUUCGUCACUGCAGGGAUUCAUAUAAAGUCACGAAGAAGGGAAACAAUAAAAUAAUAAAAAUAUAAAACAAUAUUUUUUUAAAUAAUAAAAAAUAUUAAACAAUAUUUUUUAUUUAUUUUAUUGUUUCCCUUCUACGUGACUUUACCGAAAGAACCAAUAAUAUGAAGGUACUGUUGUUAUAUCAAUGCAGUUAAUAUAUUAAUAAACUCUUGAUGACAUUUGCUACAAACCACAUUUUCAUCUCUGUGCUUCAUAGUCAAACUGUACAAUCUAUAAGCUCCCAUGGACAAAUCUAGAACGAGAACAUUUGAUUUUCUCUUUUCUCUCCGUGUUUCCCCUUGUAGGAUCACGCGUGAUUGUGAUUUGAAUCGUUUUUUGUUCAGCCUCAGAAGUUGCUUGUGUCCCGAGUGAUGCUUAGAAUUCAUGGCUGGGCAUUGUCUCGGCCGUGCAUCUUUGGUCCGACGUGCUUUGUGUACGAGUCUAAAACAUUUCAUUUCGCUAUGCAAAAACAAAAUCCAAUUAAUCCAGACACACGCCUGCUAAGUAGGAAUGCCACUAGAACAUAACGUGUACCGCCUUUACACCUGCUGUUGUCUGUUCAUCACUGUAUCUUGUUAGUGUGCUCGCUUACACGUGCAUACGCUUAUAUGUUUAUAUAACAUCUUUGUAAUACUGUGUAAACCUGUACAGACUUAGAGCACCUUAGCGAAUUUGCGCAAUGAUUUGGUUGUAUUUAUUGUAAUAUUUUUGUAUUAAUAUAUGGAGCUUCAUUUGCGUAUGUUAGGUUGGGAAUGCUGGUUGUCGUAUUUGUAUUUUAAAAGCUGAAAAAAAUAAAAGAUAGACUAUG
Messenger RNA from Petromyzon marinus (sea lamprey), 4337 nucleotides. Its product is annotated as BTB/POZ domain-containing protein 6-A-like. The record is from RefSeq and is a predicted model, not a curated record. Gene Ontology annotation, cellular component: cytosol. Lineage: Eukaryota; Metazoa; Chordata; Hyperoartia; Petromyzontiformes; Petromyzontidae. Gene Ontology annotation, biological process: neurogenesis. Gene Ontology annotation, molecular function: protein binding.